AUGCCUCCUGGUUUCCCAAUCCCAAGAGAUCUAUCUUCAUGGGGAUCAGGAGUGUUGCAUCACGAGGGGCACCAGUUGCGGAUCCAUCAGGACUCCAUUGACAUUGAGAUCGAUGUUCUUCGAGAUGACGAUUAUCCGGCAAUAACACUGCGUUGCGGGCCAAACCUCUUGACUAUUGACAAAUUGUUUACUAUACUAGGAGGCAUCAUUGGACUUCCUGAGACUGCAGAUAUCCGUGCGAAUAUACCUGGCGAUUUCUUCUCCGACAUCGCCUUUCGACGGGCCGUGUUGCCAUACGACGGGAAUGCGACGUCCUUCACGCCCAAGAGCCUGGCGCUGGAUUUCGAGGCCAGCUUUCAUGCUAAAGGCGACAACGACUCCCUUGUGUCCGCAAACAUAUGUAUAGCAUACCAGCCUGGACCUCCAAGUCAGUUGCACUUUCGUGCUAGUCUGUGGACGCCGAACCUCAGCCCUCUCGUGGAAGGGCUGCCGUAUCAGCUUCUUCCUGCCUAUGAGCUUUGCGAUGACUAUGGACCGCAACCCAAGGCUGCUUCGUCGAUCUCCCUCCCCAAGCUCAUACCAGGGUUCGAAGUAGCACAACCUCCAGCUGGCAUCCCAACAGAUGUGACCGCCCUUGGGUUCGCAUAUGAAGACAAGACUGUUUCUAUCUGGGGAACGCUGGAGAACUGUACUCUUCCAGGUGAUUGGCUACCUACCAUCUCACUGGGCCAAGUGUCAAUCAACGGCACGUGUGGUCCUCGAGGUAAGACUCUGAGUCUGCAACUAGCGGUUCAGAUCUCUCCCCCGGACAAUCUCAUAGACUUGGACUCCACACUAGGACCGAGUCUUCUGACAGGGAUCUUCUCUUACGAUUCUGCCAAUGGCUGGGAUAUAGAAGCCGACGUGGCGGAUCUCAGUCUCGCUCAUAUCUGGCAGUUCUUCGACUCAUCGCAGCAAACGGCUCUGGUCAAGGUAAUGGGUUCCAUCAUGGUGCGCAAUUUGUCAAUCAGGUACAAGAUGCAAAAGAGUGCCUCGGUUACCAUCGCGCAGAAAGCCACAGAGCUUCAAAUCAAGGGAGAUGUCGAGAUUGGUCUGGGAGGAGAUGGAAACCGGCCUCCUCACUUACUGUUCGAGUACGAUUACCCUUUGGACGGCCAGUGGAAGAUGAAACUCAGUUUCGAGGAGACUGUUAGCCGAGACAUCACCAUCAAAAGCCUUCUGGGUACUCUGAGUCCUGAUGAUGGGCUAUUGAAGAGCAUAAUUGAACAUGUCGGCAGUCUUAUUCUCGUAAGAAAGGGCACUUCAUCCGGACUAACCAUUCAAGUCAGUCCAGAAGCGCAAGGUAGCAAAAAGAACAUGAAUCUCCGGGCCAAAUUGCAGAUCGACCGAUUCGUUUUCACAUACUGCCAAUAUACUUCUACAGAAGAAAAUGGUGUAUUGAAGCGCUUCUUGUUGAUCUCGCUCAACCAAUUCGAGAUACCCAUGCCUAACAUACCCGUACUUAAGCAGUUUAAGAGCCCUUUCGACAUUUCGGAUCAAAUAUUCGCCAAGGCUAGUGCCUAUUUUGCCAUCACGCCAAAGACGUGCAUGGGAGGGGCUUCAAUGAUCGCAACAUGUGAUGCCUGUGGCCUUCACGCAUCGUUCUCGGCCAUGAUCGACUUUCUCAUGAACUUCGACCCUUUCCAUUAUGUCUUGGAGGUUUCGAUCGACAUCAGCGUCUCGUGGAGUGAAUAUGUACUGUUCGUCUGGGUGAGUUUCGGAUUCGAUAUUACGGCCAGCUUGUACAUGUGCGGGCCUCCAGUGUACGGUACCUUUACCAUCAAGGUCCCCAUCAAGAACGUGACUGUGACGUUCGGGGACAGUAAUGGGCAGAAUACCCCUGCCAAGGUCAGUCUUGAUACAUUCCGCGGUAUGCUUCAGCAAAAUGGACAAGGCGCAAAGGAGGAGGUGAAGAUAUCGUGCGGAUCAGGGCUAUGCUCAAAGGACGACAUAACAGGUUACUGGACUGUGAGAGCCGGGACCUUUACAUUUGACGUGCGAUCAAAUAUGGCAACCACACAGGCUUACUUGAAUGGCACAGCUGUCGGAGCUGCUAACAAAGUCUAUGCAAAACCAAUGCAAUUGACAGAGAGUAGCAAUGGACUGAAGGCAGAUCUCACGAUCACGGUCACGGGCAUGAGCAGUGAUGAUCAAUAUCGAUCAGAUGUAAUAUCCGGAAACCUUCCUGCAGCAUUGUGGUCACCAUAUGAUUCGACCAAGGAUCCCAGUGUUUCCAAUGCCGAUAGGUCCGCUCUCCUCGACGGCUCAGCAUCGACAAUCUCGUCUACAUAUGGUUUGAGCGUCCGUACACCAAGACCUCAUCUCUCCAAAGAUGAGAUAAAGCCUUUCAAAAUAAGCAACGUGAUCUUUCCCAUCAUACUCGAUACCGGAGCCACAUCUGCGCCAGUUCCAUCCUGUCCAGUUCAAGAUGAGUCAUGGGAAGGGAAGGAAGCGGCAGGAAAAACGAUUGCACAAAAGAGGGAGACCGCCCAAAGCAUUUGGAAAGAUGCAAAUACGAGGCGCGAAGGAUUUGCGACUGCCUGGGUUGAAGCCAUGGAUUGGACAAAGUUCACGGCGGUAACGCAGACUCCGGACCGAUUAAUUAAUGGGUUUGAUAAGUUGGUACGAGGAACACCGCUUGUUAGUUGCGGGUAG
Molecule: messenger RNA, 2694 nt
Organism: Fusarium subglutinans
Lineage: Eukaryota; Fungi; Ascomycota; Sordariomycetes; Hypocreales; Nectriaceae
Exons: 3
Coding region: 1-2694 (897 amino acids)
Source: RefSeq, a predicted model, not a curated record